AUGCUCAAGGCGGGCGUUUUGGAGGAGAUGACAGAGGGCAAGAUCAAAGGAAAUCCAGAACAUUUUCGCAAAAGUGUUCGAGAGCUGGAUUCUGUUAUCUUGGAUGUUAUCUCCGAAUUGAGUCAGCCCCCAGAAUGCCAAACUUGGGAAGGAGCCGAUGUAGCCGCGGUAGUAAAUCUAUGGCUUAUGGCUCGAUUUUUAGCCCAUGCUGCCCGUAUUAAGCUGCACCACCUCCGCUCGUUUGGUGAUCACCCUGUAUUUCUCGACAAGUUCUGUGACCUCAGCUCCAUCAAUAGCUCCAUCAUGUCGCACUUGACCCUCGCAGUAUCACCGGGCCAAUUCUCUGAAUCAAACUCUGUAUUCCUGUUCACAGAAGAGGAGUCAACGCUAAUUUGUCUCAAGGCUGCCCUGGUUCUCUCUCGAACGCUACGAACCUUGCCGUGGCCCAAUCCUUUCUUAUAUGAAUCAGCUGGUCGAUUGAGCAUGGAAUCCGCGGGUUCUAUGAAUAGUAUACAUUAUCCACGUUCCUUGCCAUACAUGGCAUGUUGUGGAAUGCAAGGCUGCUACGUACUCAUGAUGCUCCUGCGGAAAAUCCGCACCUGUCUUUGCUCAAAUACACUGUCAUCAUGUCGCUAUCUACUGGGCCACACAGAACCUGCCACAGAAUACCAAGAUGCCGAGCGGUUUAUCGAGGAACUGCGUAACGGCGUCAAGUCUGUGCGCGAUUUCAUGCCAGGUAAUGCAGUUUUUGGACGGGUGAUGGAUAUGGCGCGUGAAGCUGAAACGACCUACACUGCUGAUUUUCAUGAAUAG
This is a messenger RNA of Penicillium longicatenatum, 813 nucleotides long. Its product is annotated as Zn(II)2Cys6 transcription factor. Lineage: Eukaryota; Fungi; Ascomycota; Eurotiomycetes; Eurotiales; Aspergillaceae. The record is from RefSeq and is a predicted model, not a curated record. The transcript has 2 exons. Bases 1 to 813 code for a protein of 270 amino acids.